Molecule: messenger RNA, 378 nt
Organism: Alternaria atra
Lineage: Eukaryota; Fungi; Ascomycota; Dothideomycetes; Pleosporales; Pleosporaceae
Exons: 1
Coding region: 1-378 (125 amino acids)
Source: RefSeq, a predicted model, not a curated record
AUGCAACACUUCCUCCGAGAAAUCUGGCGCUACGCCCAACGCCACCCCUACAAAGUCUUCUUCAUGGUCAUCAUGCCCCUCGUCUCCGGCGGCGUCUUACACAAACUCGCCCGCCAAUUCGGCGUCAACCUACCCGAGAUGGGCGGACCGGGAGCAAGAGGCGGGUACGCUGGCUCGGGCCAUCACAGCAGCAACAGCGGAGGUGCCAGUGGGGGCUACUACGGUAGUCAGGGAUAUGGCAUGGAGAGCAGCCGGAGCGGCCCGAGUAAUGGUGGCGGAGGCAUGAUGGCUGGACUAGGCAAUAUCGAUAUGCAGAGUGUGGCGGGCGGAAUCGGUGGACUGGCUAGUUUGGCGAGUAUGGCAAGCAAGUUCAUGUAA